Knipowitschia caucasica is the source of this 726-nucleotide messenger RNA. Lineage: Eukaryota; Metazoa; Chordata; Actinopteri; Gobiiformes; Gobiidae. The record is from the annotation of a GenBank genome assembly.
AUGGACCACUCUCCACUGGGCAGGCCGCAGAUGGCAAAAAGAUCUGACAUUUCUGGCGGAGCAGCUCAGGCUGUAGAGAGGCCGAUCAGAAGAGUCCAGAGUCCAUCUCGAGGGAGGGCGGGGCAAUCCUACUCUUAUAAUCAUAAAAUGUCACGUAAAUUCCAAAAGUUUUACAGAGAGGAUCAGAUUGGCCGUAAAUCUUUUUUUAGAAAUAACCGUAAAAACACCAAAUUCAAGCCCAAGCCUUAUAAUCGAAGGCAGAACUACAAACCACCGGCUCCUGUUGACCGAGUUUUGGAAGAGCGAUACGAAGAGAAGAGCAGGGAGGACAGCUCGCCAUCCAAACCAAACAGAGUUUUUCCGUCAAGAUCUUCUUCGAGCCGAGACAAAGACCAGAGCUCUGGCCCAAAGAGUGACAAGAGCCAGAGUCGAGAGAGGGACCAAAGAGGCCCCAGAAGCAGAGACCCAGACACACACCAGUCCGCUGCCAAACAGGCUGCACGGGAACGAGCCAUCCAGAAGAAGAGGAAAGAAAUCGAUGAGGUGUAUUUCAAGGAUUGUGAAAUGUUUGGUCUGGUGGUGAAGAUGCUAAUUGAAAAGGAUCCAUCUCUGGAGAUUCCCAUCCAGGAGUCUCUCCGGCAAAACCUGCGGGACAUCGGCGCUCGCUGUGUUCAGGCCAUGGAAAAGUUUAUUGAGGACUACGACUCCAGGGAGAAGUCACUCUAA